Molecule: messenger RNA, 2323 nt
Organism: Olea europaea var. sylvestris
Lineage: Eukaryota; Viridiplantae; Streptophyta; Magnoliopsida; Lamiales; Oleaceae
Product: sister chromatid cohesion 1 protein 3-like
Exons: 14
Coding region: 66-1958 (630 amino acids)
Biological process (GO): mitotic sister chromatid cohesion; replication-born double-strand break repair via sister chromatid exchange; synaptonemal complex assembly
Cellular component (GO): cohesin complex; synaptonemal complex
Molecular function (GO): protein binding; chromatin binding
Source: RefSeq, a predicted model, not a curated record
ACAGACACCUAUGGAUACACAAUAAUUUAUGCACACUAUCAAAUCCAGCAGUGUAGAAGAAAAAGAUGUUCUAUUCUCAUACAUUUUUGGCGAGGAAGGGCCCGCUGGGAACGGUAUGGUGUGCCGCUCAUCUGCAGCACAAACUCAAGAAGUCCCAUUACAUCUCCACCAAUAUCCUCUCCACUGUCGAACGCAUCAUGUAUCCUGAGGUGCCUAUUGCUCUGAGAAUGUCAGGACAUCUUCUACUUGGGGUUGCUCGGAUAUAUUCAAAGCAAGUUGACUAUCUUUAUGAAGAUUGCCAUGUUGUACAGAUAACAAUAAACAAGGUCUUUACUUCUGCGAACGUCAAUCUACCCGACGGUGCAAAUCAUGCACCAUUUCACUCUGUCACUUUACCAGAAAAAUUCGAGCUUGAUGCCAUGGAAUUAGACAAUUAUUCGUGGUGUGAGAAUGAUCAUCUUAAGAGCUAUGAUGAUAUUACUUUGACAGAGCAAAUUCCAACCGGGAAAGAUCCAUAUAUUGUCAUCACUUUUGAUGAGGAUACUUCAAGGGACACAAUAGGGACUAUGCCAAUUGAGGAAGAUGUUCCCCAUCCGGUUCAAGAGGACAUAGUUCCUGGUUACGAAGAUCAGUCUCUGAGCAAACAGCAACUGCUUGAUGAAGGAAUUGCUGACGAGAACAGUCCUCCAGAUUUGCCUGGUCUUGAAAUGAUGCGGGAUGCUAAUUAUGGUUCUGAUUUCAAUGAUAAUCCAACAUUGUCUGAUCGAGCUGACCCAGACCCUGAGAUUUUGAAGGAAAUCGAAAAAGAUAUUAUAGAAACUCGUACUCCGUAUGUAGAAAAGCCAGAAGUACAUUCUACAUCUCAGAAGCAUCAAGAAUCACAUUCAUAUAAUCAUUCAGAUCCUGUGAUGCCUUUUGUCCACCAUUCGCCUGAAGAAGAAAUUCGAGCAACCCCACCUGUUGUUCAACCAAAAGUCAGAAAGAGGAAAAGAAAGCAGCCCUUUGACAAGUCUACUGUGUUGAGCAAUGGGUAUAUGAGAAACUUGCUAAAUGACACCAGUGAUAUUCGUCGUGCGAACAAGCAUUGUCCUUGCUCUUCUCUGGACAUCUGGAAAUUAAACAACAGAAUAAGAAAGGAUGGUGCCCUUUUUGAGCCCUUGAUAACCGGAGUAUGUGCUGAAAUAAGUGAUACCUUCAAGGAAGAGUUUAUUUCUGCAAAGCCUCAUUUGGUUGCCAUGCAAGAAGCUCAUGUGGAGGCUGUAGUUGAUCCUUCUCCUUCAUCUAGGCAUGAUAAUGGUGUGGAAAGUGAACUUCUUCGUAAUAAUGAGUACAACUCAACAAAUAUAAUUAUGCCUUCUUUGCCCUCACCAACUACUCCAAGUAGAAGAAAUGACUUCACUCCUGUCGCCGCCAAUUUUGAUUUCCAAUCAGAACGUGCAGAAACAACUGAAGGGGCUGGAACAUUACCCAUGUCAGAUAUUGGAGCAUCCACUGGCACCUUUUAUUCUGACAUGGAAACUCCAAAGACAUUCAAUGGGGAGCAUUCAGCACUUUCUGAUAUUCCUGAGCUUGCAUCUUCUGCUGGAGACCUUGGUUUUUUAGAACAAGAUGACCAUUCGCCAGCUGGAUCUCAAGGAACCCCAGAAGUCGGGUUUUCCUCGAAAAAUCAGGGGACUCCUGAAGUUCACACCUUGUCUUCUAGAACAAGAGCUUUGGCUCAAUAUUUAAAAGCCCAGGCUUCAGUAACCACAGUCUCUGGCAACUCAGAAGAGUCAUCUGGAGAUCUCAGUUUGCUUAAGAUUUUGGAAGGCAAACCGAGAAAAAUAUGUGCUCGAAUGUUUUCUGAGACCUUGGUUCUUAAGAAUUACGAACUCGUGAAUGUACAUCAAGAAAAACCUUAUGAUGAUAUUUUUCUGAAGGUUACUCCUAAACUCUUCAAGGAACAGUUUUCAGGCUAAAAGUGCUCAGCAGUUCUUUAUUUAUAUAGGUCCAUCUCCUUCAGCAGCACCAUACUAUCGAAGUCUCCCAGCUUUUUGUAUAUUGCAACUCUGGCUUAAUGUGAAGAAAUUGGAGCUUGUUUUGUAUUGGACAGCAUCGAUACAAAGUGAAUUUAACUUAUUUAUAUGGUGAAUGAGGAUGUCCUCAGCCACUUUAUGAUGAGAAAAGAAGAGCAAGUUUUUAUCUGGCAGGGACAUGUCUGAACGUCAACAUUUAAUACUGAAAGCUUGCUAUGAUGCUUUAUGGUUUUCAAUUUGUGAACAUAAUUGGUUUUCUUCAUGGAGAUAAUUCCUUGAAGAUGUUAUAUAAAUCCUUGAAAUAUGAA